Parastagonospora nodorum SN15 is the source of this 1610-nucleotide messenger RNA. RefSeq lists its product as hypothetical. Bases 350 to 1336 code for a protein of 328 amino acids. Gene Ontology annotation, cellular component: nucleus; cytoplasm. NCBI's taxonomy places the organism in Eukaryota, Fungi, Ascomycota, Dothideomycetes, Pleosporales, Phaeosphaeriaceae. The transcript has 4 exons. The record is from RefSeq and is a predicted model, not a curated record. Gene Ontology annotation, molecular function: mRNA binding.
GCGCAGGUCGUGGAGCUCCGGCGCGUUCAGUAGAGGGCAAGGACAACAUGAUGCAGAGCAUCCGGGAAUUCUUCACAGCAGGAUCGCCGCGUCUAUGUCGGCAACCUGUCUUACGAUGUCAAGUGGCACCACCUGAAGGACUUUAUGCGACAAGCCGGUGAAGUCCUCUUCGCAGAUGUACUCUUGCUGCCGAACGGAAUGUCAAAGGUAAUCAUUGAUGGCUGGUCUUGAUCGUGAAAAAGAUUGGAGGUUGACGGCUUUUGCUUGGGUGUAGGGCUGUGGUAUCGUGGAGUACGCCACUCGGGAGCAGGCGCAGAAUGCCGUUGCGACGCUCAGCAACCAGAACCUCAUGGGCCGACUCGUAUACGUUCGCGAAGACCGAGAGGCCGAGCCUCGUUUCAGCAACCCGACCACCUCGCGCGGAGGCUUCGAAGGCGGCCCCCCCGGUCGCGGUGGUUUCCAAGGACCCGGCAGCUUCGGUGGACCUCCCGGAGGAGCGCCCGGCGGCGGCGGCGGCGGAGGCAGGCAGGUCUACAUUGCCAACCUUCCAUACAACGUUGGCUGGCAAGAUCUCAAGGAUCUCUUCCGUCAGGCUGCGCAUACCGGAUCUGUUCUUCGUGCCGAUGUCCACGUCGCCCCCGACGGCCGUCCCAAGGGCUCGGGCAUAGUAGCUUUCGAGACCGUCGAUGAUGCGCGAAAUGCCAUCAACCAGUUCAACGGCUAUGAGUGGCAAGGUCGCAACCUCGAAGUCCGUGAAGAUCGCUUCGCCGGCGCGCCAGGUGGCUUUGGCGGCCGUGGCGGAUUCGGCGGUGGCCGUGGUGGCUUCGGCGGUGGCUUUGGUGGUCGAGGAGGAGGUUUCGGUGGUGGUCGCGGUGGUUUUGGAGGAGGCUUCGGUGCACGUGGCGGCUAUGGAGGAGGUGGAGGUUUUGGAGGCCCCCCCGGUGCCGGCCCAGGAUUUGAGCCUGCCGUUGGCUCAAACCCCCCCAACCCCUUCACAGACUUUGCUGCCGGUGGCGGAGAGCCAAGCAGCACCAUCUACGUCCGCAACCUGCCCUGGUCGACCAGCAACGAGGAUCUCGUCGAGCUCUUCACAACCAUUGGCAAAGUUGAGCGCGCCGAGAUCCAGUACGAGCCCAACGGCCGCUCGCGUGGAACCGGUGUCGUCGAGUUCGAGAAGCAGGAAGAUGCUGAGACUGCCAUUGCCAAGUUCACUGGUUACCAGUACGGUGGCAGGCCUCUGGGUCUACAGUUCGUCAAGUACACCAACCAGAGCAAUGGUGAUGCUAUGGAAGGUACCGAGCACACUGGCGGCUUGACCCAGGACCAGAUCAUGUAAUCUGGUCACUGCAGCUGAUGCAACAUUCGGAGGCAACCCUUUCUGCAACAUAGACGAGGAAAACUCGUGACGUCUACGCUUCUCAGCCUGACCACGUCAGUAUUUACUUUGAAGCAUGUACGUUUCUCUUUCGAGGGAUUGACAUUUGAAGGAAGCGAAGCAUUCGGCGCUCUGCGAGGUCAGGUUGGAUGUUAUUAGGUGGUGGACAAAAUUUCCUCGUGUACUCUAUAAAAGGCCAAGUUCAGGUGUAUAUCCAAUGCAUUUGAUUCUAUGA